Messenger RNA from Penicillium brevicompactum, 396 nucleotides. RefSeq names its product peptidylprolyl isomerase family protein FPR2 (gene fkbp3). Lineage: Eukaryota; Fungi; Ascomycota; Eurotiomycetes; Eurotiales; Aspergillaceae. Gene Ontology annotation, biological process: protein peptidyl-prolyl isomerization. Gene Ontology annotation, molecular function: peptidyl-prolyl cis-trans isomerase activity. The transcript is spliced from 2 exons. Bases 1 to 396 code for a protein of 131 amino acids. The record is from RefSeq and is a predicted model, not a curated record.
AUGCGUCUCACCUCCAUCCUCGUAGCCACCCUCGGCUCCCUCGCCGCCGCCGCCGACCUCGGCAUCGAAGUCACCAAGUCCGUCGAGUGCGACCGCAAGACCGUCAAGGGCGACGGAGUCUCCAUGCACUACCGCGGUACCUUGCAGUCCGACGGCUCCGAGUUCGACUCCAGCUACAAGCGCCAUGCACCCCUGACUUUCAAGCUUGGAACUGGUCGGGUCAUUAAGGGAUGGGACCAAGGCUUGUUGGACAUGUGCAUUGGCGAGAAGCGCACUCUGACUAUUCCCCCUGAGUUCGGAUACGGUAGCCGUGGUGUUGGACCUAUUCCCGGUGGCGCGACUCUGGUCUUCGAGACUGAGUUGGUUGCUAUUGAGGGAGUGAAGGAUGAGCUCUGA